Sycon ciliatum is the source of this 1565-nucleotide messenger RNA. Its product is annotated as transmembrane protein 256 homolog. Gene Ontology annotation, cellular component: membrane. Bases 67 to 609 code for a protein of 180 amino acids. The record is from RefSeq and is a predicted model, not a curated record. The transcript is spliced from 5 exons. Lineage: Eukaryota; Metazoa; Porifera; Calcarea; Leucosolenida; Sycettidae.
GAACUCUGAUUACACCAUCAAUUGAAGAUCUAUUUUCAAUUCAUUCUCAAUUAUAUUCAUCUCCUUAUGACUUCUUUCUACGGAUCUGCCAGGUCGUGUGACUGUCCUGAGUGCUCCUGGGAUCCCCUCUUUUAUUUGCCCAGCCUAAGCACAAUUCAGGACUGGUUGAUUGACAACACCGACAGGGUUUUGCUGACAAUGGAGGAGUCAAAGUCGGGUGGCAGCGGUGGAUCAUCAGGCUUCAAUCGACUGCCUUUGGUAUCUCGAUUGGUUCAGCCCUAUAGGCCCCUGUACAGAGCAAUCGCCUUGUCUGGAGCGCUAGCUGUUGGCUUGGCUGCAUACUCCUCACAUGGAUUCAAGCCGGAGAAUCAGCGUUACAAGGAGGUGUUUGCGACAGCAACUCAGUACCAUCUGUUGCACACGGUAGCCUUGCUUGCAACACCACUCACGCCUAGACCGAAGGUGUUUGCGUCUCUGAUGGGCAGCGGCAUCGUUUUAUUCAGUGGCAGUUGCUACGUUGUAGCGUUGAAUGAAAAUCGCGAGCUCGGUCGACUGGCGCCAUUGGGUGGCCUGCUGCUGAUUGCUGGCUGGUUAUCGCUGCUGCUAUGAAACUAGCAAUGCUGGAUUCGUCAUCAUGACGGCUUGCCAGGCAAAAGCUGACUCGGACGCACGUGAGAAUUGCUGCCCCGUUGUUGCGUUAUGAUGUCACUAUAAUGUCACUAUGAUGUCAUUGGCAUGGUGUGAUGAUCUGGAUGACUCAGUGCCAGAAUAUGUUAUUGUAAGUUGGCUCCUCUUCCAACAUCAGAGUAAUCAGUGUCUGUGCAGUACCUAGCUGGCGGCCGCACCUUGACAUUGCUGUUGGAAUAUCUGGCUUGAAUGCUUGGUGCGCAGCAUGCCAGGAGCUAUUCGCUCAACUCCCGCAUGCGGUAGCCACCACUUUCCCAUGCACAGUAAUAGUUGGAUUGAUGACAUGGCUAGUCGGUUCCCUGACUGCCCUGAUUGCCCGGCCUGAUUGUCCUGGUUCAGGGCCAAUAACUCUGCUGCACUCUACUAUAGCUGACUGGAAUUUUGAUUUUUCCACUUGUUUCUAUCCGUUCAGACCUGCUGUGCAUUGUUGCCAUGGCUCAUACAUCAAGUGCUUGACAAUUAUUUAUAUCAUGUUCUCCAUCAUUUCUAUGGUUAGUGCGCAUGCUGCAGGUUGCUAGGUGUCUCGCUGCUGUAGUUCAACUGAGGCAUUGUUCACAAGUGGGUUAUGCUGAUAGCGACCCGGAUGGCUUGUUGACUGUGCCCGUUCAUGCACAUAGUAUUUGUACCGUAUCGUAGCAUUUCCACACAUCCAAUUGCAGUGACAGUGUCAACAACUAACACAUGUAACUUUGAAUCCAGCUUUCUUAUCUUCGCUGGCGCUGUGCCGUGCUUGUUGGGACAAUCGCCCAAUGACCUUAUCACAGUCCUCUUCCCACACUGUUGUGUUGUAUCAUAUACUGCCUGAUUGAUCUCAUCAUAAGAGACUGUUGACCAGAUUAUUCAAGAACCGGAUUCCAAUUUUCGGCUGUUGUAUAUGA